UGUCGUGGAUAUUUUAUGUGUUAAAGUCUCACAUAGUUUUUAUGUGUUAUCAAAGUGACUGUAGGGACUGUUGCCUGUGCUGUUAAAUUGCAAGUGUAGUUGAUUCGCUCAGAGUAAAGUGGCCGAUGUUGCUUUGUUAUGGUGGCCGCGUCAGGAGCAACCGAUUAAUUCAACAACCAACUUAUAGCAUAUCCUCUUGAAUGGUGGUGGUUUCUUUGUGUUGUUAAUUGUGAUGAUUAGCGUUGGACGCAUAAAGUUGUAAUUUAUCUGCUGCCAAGUUUGACAAGAGGUCGUCAGUGUCCAUGGUCGUCUCGAUGGCUGUUUUGGCCAAGGCUUAGCCAUCACAGGAUAUAGGUAGUAGGGUAAACAACCGCAUGGACUGGCCCAACUCACCGACGGUUACGGCAUGCCACCCUCCGAAAAAGUACUUAUAACGCGUCCUGACAUCGGAGAUGGGCAUCAGUCACGACUUGUUGGUGAGACGCUGAGCUAAAGACCUCUACUCUCCUUUCGAAUGUGCAUUGAAAGAUGCCUCGAAUGAAGAAAGGGUUGCAUGCUCAAAAGAAGAGGUCUAAGAGGCUGAGAAGGAGAAAAGACAAGGAGGAUGAGUGGCAAAUGUCAUAUGAUUCCCAGUCUCUUCAAUCUGAUGCUUUGGUGGAUAACUCCAAAUAUGGGAGUGACACAUCUGGAGUUGAUUAUGGUGUAGAUGAAAACCAUCCAGGAAAGAUGGAAAACAGCUCAAUGCUAAUGGCAGGUAAUUUUGGAGAUGGUCAAGGAAAGAAAGAGAUGAAUUUGACCGUCAAAGUAGAAAAUGACAUGAGCCUUCUUGAUGACCUGAGGGAUGAACUUGAUAUUGAUGGUAGAAAUCAACAACUUAGUGCAGCAGUCGAUGGUCAAGGUCAGAUGCCACAUCGAGCAGAUGAAGCCUGCGCAGGUGAACCAAUUGAUCCUUUAUCAUGUGUGGAAGUUGAUGAAGAAAAUUUUGUUGUUGACUGCGAUCCUAUGAUUGUCACCAACCCAGGGCUGUCAGCUGAAGUUGCCAGGCCACUUUCUUCCGAUGACAAUAGCAGCUAUUCUUCGUCAUCCAAUCCUCUCUUUACAGAUAUGUUAAAGAAUAAUGAACUUUUUUAUAAACAAAUGGCAAGUGCACCUAAUACAAUGAAUGAUGCUGAAUUAGCAAGAGCUCUCCAAGACCAUUAUGAUAAACUUGAAGCAAUGAAUGAAGAAUUGUUUGAAAAAAGAAAGAAAGCAGCAGCUAUCCAGAGAAGACGCAGGAAACGUAUGUUAGAAAGAAUGAAUGAGGACGAGUUGAAACAGUAUCGAGCAUCACAAACUGAAGCCUGCCGCCAACGACGAAUACGUAGGUUAGAAAGAAUGACAGAUGAAGAAAGGCAAAGGGAUCGUUUGUUGAAAAAUGCAUUAUGUUUAGCAAGACGGCAUCGCCGAGAAGCAAUGAUGUCUGAAGAAGAGCGCAAAGCAAGAAGGGCAGCAGCUGCAGCAGCUCAAAGAGAGAAGCGUAAACGUAAGCGAGAGAGUAUGACUGAUGAAGAAUUGAAAGCACACAAAGCUGAAGUGGCAGCUAUUUGGCGAAUGCGAAGACACUUGAGGUAUAUGAGGAUGUCUGAAGAAGAGCGCCAAGCUGAGAGAGCUAAAGCAGCAGAAGCCAAAAGAAUCAGCCGACAGCGUCAAAAAGAUAAAGAUGGCCCUGAGGAAUUAGUAAAACCAGUUACACAGAGAAGACCACGUCGAAAAAGAACCAGAAGCCAACUUUCGCUACCAGAGAGUGAAUCAGAUGCAAUUGAGAAUAGUUAUAGUAUGGAGAGCAAUGCAGAAAGUUUAAUAUCACAAAUCCUGAAGCAAACGCAACAUAUAGCAGCAAUGGAGAGUCAGCAAGGGGAUAUGGUUCCUGCUGAUUCACUUGAGAAUCUGCCAAAAGGACAGUCUUUUAAUGAAGAAACUUACCUUUUACCCCAUGAAAUACCAGAUAAAGAGACAGUUGUAGGUUCUCCUCCUAAAGUUACAAAUGAAACUUACCUUCUUCCACAUGAGAUACCAGAUAAAGAACCAGAAGCAGGUCAGCACCGUGAAGAUGUACAAGACACAAACCAAAAAACUUACUUAUUACCACAUGAAAUGCCCGAACAGCAACAUCCUGGUAUGAGAAAUUGCUCAAGCAUUGGGCAGGUAGAAAAACAGGAAAAUUAUAUUUUAUCACAUGAAAUACAAGAACCACACCAAACUAUGAGCCCUAAUUCAAAAGUUGCACAAGGAACAAAGCAGGACACAUAUCUUUUACCCCACGAGUUACCUGAAAAACAAGAAAUUAAGCAAGAGUCGUACCUUUUACCACAUGAAAUGCCUGAUCAGCAUCAUAACCAAAUUCACCAUCGUAAUGUUACUCAAAAUACUAUGAGGGAUGAUCGUCGCAGUGAAAUAUCAGAAGACUACCAUCACACUCCUGUUCAAGAUGUUUGUCAACCUGACAAGGUUCAGCAACUACAUCACAGAGAUAUUCGUAAUGAGGUUCAUCCUGGUGCACCUCAUUUGUAUCAUCAGCACAAUAUUGAGAACAGCAGUCAUCAUCUUCAACACAGAAUUCAUGAGAGUGAACAGAUGAGAGCAGCACAACUGUACCAUCAUGGCAAUAUCCCAUAUGAUACUAGAGCUGCUUUGCACCCAUAUCAUAUAAACAAUAUUCAUGGUAUUGAUCACUUGGGAAGACUGCAACAGUACCACCACCACGGUGAGAAUCAGGACAAUCAAACUGGAGCAUUACCAUAUAUUCAUGGUAGAAAUUAUAUGAACACUCUAUAUUAGGCUUUAUGUAGUAUUACCACACUAGGUAUCUUUUUAUCUUUUUCUUGUUUGUGACAUGCUUGUCUUAAGAUGUCCUUGAAUAUUGUUCAUUUAACGCUAUAACCCAGAGACCUGACAUUUUAUCUCAAGUAUGUUGAGAACUCUAGUUCAGAAUCAUAUCAGUACAAGGCAGAUGUUACAACAACUAAAGUCUUUUAUUACAUCAGUGCAAAUAGGACAUAAAAUCAAGCCAAAAAUAUUUUUGGUAAUUACAUAUUUGGUAUGAAACACUAAAGCAGUCUUUCUAUUGAUGCUUGUGGCACUUGCAUGAGUCUUGAAGAUUUCACAUCAGCCUAUGUCCAGAUUGUUUUUUGGCAAAGAUUGAGUUACAAAAGUUCUUAUCAGCUAAGCUAUAUCAUGAAAUGAAUUUAAAGCUGGUUAGUAUCAAAGGAGUAAUAUAACUUAAGAGUGAAAAAUCAGAGACAGACUUCAGAGGAGUAAAUUAAAUAUUAUUGUAAUGAAGUGACAAUGUAAACGGCUUCUGAAGGCACCUUUACUACUUCUGAAGAACUGAUCUAUCAAAAGCCUGCUUUCAGUUGCUCUUGGAGAGUAGCACCCUUUGUCUUUUUCUUUUUUUCUUUAAUAAGUUAUGGCUUGUGUAGAUUUGGAAUUUUUCUUUUAUGGAAAGAGACUUAUGUGUGUGUUAGAGUGGAAUAGAAUGUACAAUAUAGACCAAAGGCCAAGCUCAAGGACUUACGAGGUCAUUCAGGAGUGAAAGGGAAAUUGAGAGAAAGAAGAGUGAAGGUGUAAUGCACUAUGAAACAAUUGAUAGGAGAGAGUGGAAGGUAAGAUGGAUGAAAGAGAAUAUGAAUGGAGAUACAAUAAAAGACAUAAAAGGGUUGCAUUUAGGGGCCAAUGGGUUGCUGUAAAGAAAAAUGCACAAUGCCUACAGUGCACAGCAUGAGGUGCACUGAUGGCAUUUCCCUCCUAUGGGGCUUAGGUGCGUUCUCUCUCUCUCCUACAGUGCACAGCAUUUGGAUGCACUGAUGCUCUCUCUCUCUCUCUCUCUCUCUCUCUCUCUCUCUCUCUCUCUCUCUCUCAGAAUUUCUUAUGGUCCUUUUUAUAAGUAACCAAUAUUAGUAUGCAUUUCAUUUACAGGAAGGACGAAGUUUCGAAAUAUGUUUUAUUCAGCCAAUUAGAACACAUCUUGUUUGAAGAAUAUUUCAGUAAUGUAGAUGAUUGGCUGGUAAAGUUCAUUUGGCAGCUAUAGUCUUAUCAUAAAAGGAUUACUCGGUCAAAAUAAUUAAGGGGAAACAAACUCAGGUGGUUUGACGUCAUCAGGGUGAAAUGUGUUUAAUUCAUCGUAAUCAUUACAAAUCAUAAGAAAAACUUUUAAGAUACAGUGUAGGGAAAUAUGACAUUGGUAGUUACAAGGAUACAUCCUAACUUAGCCUUACCUGACUAAAGUGGUUUCACCCCGCCCACUUUGGCCCAAGAAGCAUGUCUGGGCUCUAAAAUACUAGGAGCAAGAACAUGAAAGUAAAUUCAUCAGGAUGCUUUGUGUGUGUUGUCCAUACACAAGUAAUUUAAAGGUUGAAGAGAAUUCAUAAAUAUUUAUAUUACAUCAAAACACAAUAAUAAAAGUUUUACUUUAAGCUGAUUUCUGGUGAUAGAAGUUCACUCUUAACAUGGUUCGAAAGUCACGUAAAGCCGUUGGUCCCGUUGCUGAAUAACCACUGGUUCCAUGCAACGUAAAAAUACCAUAAAACAAACAACAAAAACAAGCUGAGAAAUCUAAACUGUGUUUAUAAGAAAAUGGUAAAAACACGUACGUUUUUGGAGAGUAGUAUAAAAAUAUAUGAAGCAGCGCUAAUAGUCUUUCUAUUAGACUUUUUUUUAUAGCAAAGUCAUCGAUUUUUUCCCUAGUCUACCUGAGUAGGUGUUUAUUGGUAAGAUACAGGAGAUGCAAGCCCCCUAAAUGUGCUAUUUAUAAGAGAAUCUGAUUACACUUUAGUAAAAGUAUUUCUGAAUUAUUCCUCGGCACCGAACAUUCCCUUUUCCUGGACUUCUUUUUUUUUCCCUCCAUGCUUCAUGUGCUGUGUUACAAUUACAAUUUUUUUUUAGCCAACUUCAUUGCUACAUUCCAUUUGGUGGAUUAAGAUUUAUUUUUUUCUCCCCCAAAAAAUAAAGCAGCUCUUAACAUCUAGAGUACAUUUCUAUGAAUUCUAUUUUGAUGUAGCCACCAUUAAAGCAAAAAGAGAUGGGGCACAAAGGAACUGAAGGACUGAAAUUAUGUUGGAAAGUUGCUACUUAUGAAAAGUGGUUGCUCCCCUGCUCUCUCUCUAGCUACACCACUGCCUGUCUUUAAAUGUGUGCAUAUAAUUUAUGCAAGCAGCACUUACUGAAAUAUAACUUAUCUAACGUAGUACGGUACACAGCAUCCUACCUGAUGAGACCUAACGUAAUACUUACAAGGAUACACCCUAACAUAACCUAGGAGACCAUGUCCUACCUGAGUGUGCAUGUAUAUGUAAGAGUGGGAAGGGGAGGGCAUACCUAAACUUUUUGUUGGUCCAAAUUAUUACUGAACUGUCUCAAUAUAGUAAUUUUGUCACUUUUGUUAUGUCACUCCUUUGAACACAUCUGUGAGAUAUCGCCAUAUCUUAACUGCUGUAGUGUAUUAUUACUCAUUACUUUUGUUGCAAAAAAUAUUUUUUACUCAGCAAGCAAACAAGGUUUCAUUUUCAUUGCUUAUAAUAUUAAGGUGACAGAACUGUAGUUUGAGCUGUAAGAAUGCUAAUUUUAGUUUUUUCUGCAACAUUUUACUCAGCAGUAUGACUUGGAUAUGAUGUGAAAUCUAAUUUUGUUAAAUAUACCAAAAGGAUUUUAAAAGCUAGAUUUUGAUGUGAAAUCUCAUUUUUAUUUUUAAUGCCAAAAGGAUUGUAAAGCCAUUAAGUAAUAAAAGAUUAGAUAUUUAUAAGAUUGUAUACAAGAGAAUAUUUCUCACAUUUUGAUUGUUAUGUGUACUGUGGAGCAUUUUAUAUAUUUAUAU
This is a messenger RNA of Macrobrachium nipponense, 5848 nucleotides long. RefSeq lists its product as uncharacterized. Lineage: Eukaryota; Metazoa; Arthropoda; Malacostraca; Decapoda; Palaemonidae. The coding region runs from base 529 to 2817 and encodes 762 amino acids. The transcript has 7 exons. The record is from RefSeq and is a predicted model, not a curated record.